Molecule: messenger RNA, 1488 nt
Organism: Arctia plantaginis
Lineage: Eukaryota; Metazoa; Arthropoda; Insecta; Lepidoptera; Erebidae
Source: the annotation of a GenBank genome assembly
AUGAGUAGCGCGCGGUGUUACACUUAUAUGCCGGGACCACGGCCCCUUCCUGUAAUCGGAAACUCGUGGCGAUUUGCUAUCGGUAAAAAUCCGUGGAGAACACGUGCUUUGGAUGUGACGUUGUGGUUCCUCAGAGCCUGGGCUGGCACUGGAGGAGCAGUUAAAGUGGCGAAGUUGUUUGGGCACCCUGAUUUAGUGUUUCCGUUCUCUGCUGAUGAAACAGCGAAGAUUUACAGACGAGAAGAUGCGAUGCCACAUAGAGCCAAAGCGCCAUGUCUCAGCCAUUAUAAGCAAGAGUUGCGGAAGAAUUUUUUUGGUGAGGAGCCCGGACUUAUAGGAGUACAUGGUGUACCUUGGUCUAGAUUUAGAUCAAAAGUCUCUAAGGCACUUAUCGCACCAGAAGCAUCAAGAGCUGCGGUUCCAGAACUGGAUUAUGUAGCUAACGAUUUUGUCAGCAGAAUGGAAUGCAUUCUUGACAGUAAUCGUGAACUGCCAAAAGAUUUUCUCACGGAACUCUACAAAUGGGCCCUUGAGUCCGUAGGCGCCUGGGCGUUAGGAACUAGAUUGGGAUGCUUGAAAGAAAACGAUGCUGACGCCAAAGAUAUCAUCAAGUGCAUACACGGUUUCUUCCACAGUGUUCCUAUUCUUGAGCUUUCUGCACCACUAUGGAGAUUAUAUUCUACUCCUACUUAUAAAACAUACAUUGAAGCAUUAGAUGCCUUUAGAACACUUUGUUUAAAGAGACUGACUGAUAAAGGAAUUUGUGCAGAGAUAGCUAAAACCUAUGGAGAAAAGGUGGCUGCUAUUUUGGCAUUGGAUCUGCUGCUUGUCGGUGUAGAUACAACGGCAGCUGCUGCGGCGAGCACUAUGUAUUUCCUAGCAAAUAACGACCGAGCACAGAGAAAACUACAAAAGGAGUUGGACAAAAACGUUCCGCAAGCCAAAAUAAUGGAUUGUAAGGAUCUCGAUAGGUUGCCCUAUCUCAAAGCAUGUAUAAAGGAAUCAUUACGAAUCAAACCAGUGAUUUUGGGGAACGGACGAUGCAUACAAUCAGAUACAGUAAUAUCUGGAUACGAUGUGCCGAAAGGUUCCCACGUAGUUUUUCCUCACUAUAUUCUGUCUAAUGAGGAAAGAUACUUCCCAUCACCUAAGGAGUACGUGCCAGAGCGAUGGUUGCGGACUCAGGAUGUAAGCGAAGCAAUGGAGUGUCCCUUGGGACACGACCGUAAGAUAGCAGACGUGUGGCGCAAACAGAAGGAAACAGGGAUCCACCCAUUCGCUUCUCUUCCUUUCGGUUUUGGACGUCGCAUGUGUAUAGGAAAGAGAUUCGCUGAAGCGGAACUACAGCUUUUGCUCGCUAAGAUAUUCCACCGUUAUGACGUGACGUGGCGGUAUGGCGAACUAACCUACAGCGUGACGCCCACAUAUGUGCCAAACGAGCCGUUGCGGUUUACUCUACAUCACAGAAAUAAAAGAAGCAACAAAUAA